CUUCCCUUUCUCAUUAUAUGAAUAGAGAUUUGUUGUCGUAGAUGUUACAUUGCCAAUACACUCCUGAGAAUCUCGCCGGAAAAGUUAUGGACCUCGCUAUGCUGGAAAGGCAACGAUCCCAACUGAAAUGGCAGCAGCAGCAGCAGCAACAAUCUCAAUUCCCUCUGCAACAACCUCAACAGAGCUAUUUAAAUGAAACCCAAUUCAGUGAUUUCUCCCAGCAACCUCAUCCGACGAUGCAGCAGUUUCAGGACUUGAUUGACAAUGAUCCAGCUCUUCGAGAACUGGUGAACCGGACGAUGAAGGCCGACCCUUGUUCAGAAAAUGGUUGGCCGGAAUUGGGGAAAUACCCAAUACCCAGAACAGGGUUCGUGUCUCACUCUCCUCCUACUGAGAUGGGUUACUCCAUUUCCAGAACUGCGAGCUGUCCACCGUCCGUGGCAGAGGAGAAAGGGAGAGAAUCUGUGUUAACGGCUUCGACAAUUGGAAGAGAGAGCUUCAAGAAGAGGAAAUUGGAUAAGGCACACAACCCAAAGGUUGUUGCAGAGGAAGCAAAAGAAAAGAGGGCUAAAGGAGAUGAAGAGGUGGAAUCUAAGAUCACAGAGCAAAACAAUACUUCUACCACCACCACCACUGCUGCUGCUAACAAUAACAACCGUGAAACUUCUGCUGAUACUUCAAAAGAGAAUUCAAAAGCAUCUGAGGUUCAAAAACCAGAUUACAUUCAUGUCCGAGCACGUCGUGGCCAAGCCACAGAUAGCCACAGUUUAGCAGAAAGAGUGAGAAGGGAAAAGAUCAGUGAGAGAAUGAAGUAUUUGCAAGAUUUAGUCCCUGGAUGCAACAAGAUCACAGGAAAGGCUGGAAUGCUUGACGAAAUCAUCAACUAUGUUCAAUCUCUCCAGAGACAAGUAGAGUUCUUGUCCAUGAAACUUGCUGUUGUGAAUCCAAGGCUUGAUUUUAACAUGGACAACUUAUUCACUAAAGAGCAGGUGUUUCCUGCUUGCACUACUAGUUUUCCUGUGGGGAUGUCUUCAGAACUUGCAAAUCCAGGUUACCUUCAAUUUAAUAAUCCAGUGCAGCAAGUGGUAUCAUGUUGUGGGUUGGAUAUGGCAAUAAAUCCUCCGGAAAUGACAAUUCGAAGAACUGCUAGCGCUCCUGUGUCCACAGCACUGGAAUCCUUUUUAGAUUCAUCUUGCUUCAAUCAGGUUCAACCCUCUUCAACUUCUACUUGGGAGACCGAUUUACAAGGCCUCUAUAAUGUGGAAUAUCAAGGGAGAUCAACUCUUUUCCCAUCCCAACCAUUCCCAGGCACCUUGGAAGCUGCUAACAUUCUAAAGAUGGAGAUGUGAUCUAUGGAUGAUCAUGGUAGAUAUUUAAGGUGGGGGAGCAGAUAACAU
Molecule: messenger RNA, 1397 nt
Organism: Telopea speciosissima
Lineage: Eukaryota; Viridiplantae; Streptophyta; Magnoliopsida; Proteales; Proteaceae
Product: transcription factor bHLH63-like
Exons: 7
Coding region: 42-1349 (435 amino acids)
Biological process (GO): regulation of DNA-templated transcription
Cellular component (GO): nucleus
Molecular function (GO): DNA-binding transcription factor activity; protein dimerization activity
Source: RefSeq, a predicted model, not a curated record